AUGGCGAAAGGACGAUGCUUCCCUGUUGGCUGUAUGGAGGCCAAACUUAGCACUAAUUUUCCGAGACUCUAUCGAUUUGCCAACACCAAAAUGGCCCUCAAGGCAACUGGAAAGCCGAGUGCGAAAAGAUGGGACAGGACGUCUGUGCGAAUCUGUCAAACCAAGACAUUUUUCCUCAAAAUCGCGCCGAUUAUAUCUCAGGCGAAACCAAAUGACGGAAGCCCUUUGCAAUCGCUUCAAGUCCGAGUUUCAAACCCCUCUGGUCUGGGUGCACACGCAGGGGAAGACGAGUCGACGAUCAAGAUGGCCAAGAAUUACUUUGAAUCUGGCCUCAGAGACUACAUUGGAAAAAUACAUACUCCAUCAGUAUGGUAUAAUCUACUGACACCCCUUGGAUUAGGUCUCGAUGUGGCCUUGGGCACAGUAUUGGCGCAGAUGCUACGCUUUGUUACCGAGCAUGUUGAGGCACGAAUAACCCAAUGA
Molecule: messenger RNA, 483 nt
Organism: Penicillium argentinense
Lineage: Eukaryota; Fungi; Ascomycota; Eurotiomycetes; Eurotiales; Aspergillaceae
Exons: 3
Coding region: 1-483 (160 amino acids)
Source: RefSeq, a predicted model, not a curated record